Molecule: messenger RNA, 447 nt
Organism: Staurois parvus
Lineage: Eukaryota; Metazoa; Chordata; Amphibia; Anura; Ranidae
Source: the annotation of a GenBank genome assembly
AAGACUGGAGGGGAGGAGCCGGUACACCUGUGCAAGACUGGAGGGGAGGAGCCGGUACAACUCAGCAAGACUGAAGGGGAGGAGCCGGUACACCUGUGCAAGACUGAAGGGGAGGAGCCGGAACACCUGUGCAAGACUGGAGGGGAGGAGCCAGUACACCUGUGCAAGGCUGGAGGGGAGGAGUCGGUACACCUGUGCAAGACUGAAGGGGAGGAGCCGGUACACCUGUGCAAGACUGAAGGGGAGGAGCCGGUACACCUAUGCAAGACUGAAGGGGAGGAGACGGUACACCUGUGCAAGACUGAAGGGGAGGAGCCGGUACACCUGUGCAAGAUUGGAGGGGAGGAGCCGAUACACCUGUGCAGGACUGGAGGGGAGGAGCCGAUACACCUGUGCAGGACUGGAGGGGAGGAGCCGGUACAACUGUGCAGGACUGGAGGGGAGGGA